Molecule: messenger RNA, 1074 nt
Organism: Oikopleura dioica
Lineage: Eukaryota; Metazoa; Chordata; Appendicularia; Copelata; Oikopleuridae
Source: the annotation of a GenBank genome assembly
AUGGAGAAAAUUGCCCUGUGGCGCGGUCUAGGCGAAUCAACGCGCUUGGGAGAUUUAGCGGUGCAAAGUUCGCGACUUUUUCCGAAAAAGGAAAAGAGAAAUGAACCAGCAUUUGAUUCUUCCGAGGGCUGGCCUUCCAAAGAGGUGGCAGAAGUUUGGCGACAUGAUUCUUCUCCCGGCUGGCAGAGAAUUCACCGCGGAAGAGCUCGGGAAUGGCGAAACUUGCUCAUUGAAUAUUUAUUAAAAAAAAUCAAAACGCACUACAAGGUGAAUCGAGUGGCACAGCAGCAGAUCAUCACGGACGAUGCUGUGCGUACCCCCGGAGCGACGCUCCUUUGUGGGGAUGAUCCGUGGGUGCUCCAGAAAGAAAACGGCAUCAGUUACGAAUACAAUCUGACGACGAACAUGUUCUCCAGAGGGAACAUCUCCGAAAAGAUCCGUUUUUCCAAACUUCAAGUCGACGGGGAAGUGAUUCUCGAUCUCUUCUGCGGCAUUGGCUACUGGGUAUUACAGAUGGCGAAGCAUCAAAAUCCAGCAAAAAUAAUCUGCGUCGAUCGGAAUCCAAACGCCACUGCUGCGCUAGAACGAAAUAUUUCUUUGAACAAACUAAAUAAAGAAAUAUUCGAAAUUCGGACGGACGAUUGUCGAAAUGUGAAGGGACUCAAUGCGAACAGAAUAUUUUUGGGCUUGAUACCCUGCUCCUGCUUUAUGAUCAAUGAGAAGACUUUGGAUCUGUUUGCGAAGGCGAGAACAAGCUGGAUUCAUAUCCAUCACAACUUUACUGAGGAUUGUGGGCAAAAGGGAACAAGGGCGGACACGAAGCUUAUUACCAGUGACUGCCUUGAAGAAGUCCGUCGCUCGGAUAAAAUAGAGGAUUUGAAGAUAACCGACGGACGUGAGAGUUGUGAGUCUGAGAAUAGUGGGCUGCUGCAACUGGCGAAUUUAUUUGCAAUAUCUUUGAUCGGAAAACGAAGUGACGUUGCUCAAAUCGUCCUCGUCAACUCUUCAAAAGUGAAAUCUUACGCUCCACAUGUCUAUCACUACGUUUUCGAUCUUGAAAUCAUUUGGAAGUAG